Molecule: messenger RNA, 1500 nt
Organism: Diprion similis
Lineage: Eukaryota; Metazoa; Arthropoda; Insecta; Hymenoptera; Diprionidae
Product: hemolymph lipopolysaccharide-binding protein-like
Exons: 3
Coding region: 75-665 (196 amino acids)
Source: RefSeq, a predicted model, not a curated record
GUCGAAACUCUCAGUCCACUUUGGGACGGCUGAAAGAGAUAUCAAGACCAAUAUAAACUUUGAAUAUAUCAGCAAUGGCGAUUAUCUCCGUUAUACUUCAAAUAUCGCUGUACAUCACAGUGACAAUAGCACAACAACAAUCCACGAAUCCUAGUGUAAGCUGGCUUUACCGUCCAUCAAUCGUAUAUAACCUGGAUUUACGUCACACGUUGCUGCCACCUCAACAGCAAAGAAAUCAGUCGAUUGCCGUGCGAGACGACUACACGUACGUUCCGGGAAUCGGUGCCUACAAAGUUCACACGCGAGGGGUUCCAUGGAACGAGGCUCGAAAGACUUGCGACGAGGAGGGUGGUCACUUGGUCAUCCUCAACUCCGUUACCGAGGCGAAAAAAGUUACUGAGCUUUUCAAGAAAGCGGAACGAUUUACUGGGUCCUCUUGGCCAGAUUGGGUCAGCAUUGGAUUUCAUGAUCUUUACGCAGAGGGCGAACACGUAACCAUCCAUGGUCAGACGUUGGCGAAGGCUGGCUUCAGUGAAUGGGUGGCCGGAGAGCCCAACGACCUUGGCAAGCGGGAGAAUUGCGGGUCCUUGUACAAAAAUGGUCGACUGAACGACCAUGAAUGCGUUACUCCAUUGGGAUUCAUAUGCGAGCUACCGAUUGAUUAAAAAAAACGCCGAGCAGAAGAUCGGUCUUUAAUAUUGGAUAGUGUCAGAUUAAGAGACAUAAAUAUGUAACAUUGUAAUAUAUUAGAAUUGAUGCAAACCUGAAUUACUUGAAAUUGGUGGAUGGAGAUACUUUUCCAUACAGCGCUUGCAAAGUAUGACGUCGCGCACGGGCUGAAGUGCGGAAAACGUUCCAUUCCCGCUCUGUUUAUUCCCCGUUCUGUAUAUUCUACGUGCAAUAUCACCGCGCGAGUCACAAAGAGACAUUAAUUAUAGUCACCGCUCAUGACCGUCCAUAGAAUUGUCACUUAACGUCAAUAUAUGGGCUUAGUUUUUUAAUCGAAAUUCAACUGUCUUUAGAUUUUUCAAGUAAAUCUUCUCUAGUGACGGUGACCGCAGAAUAUUACGAAACGCAAUAUUAUGAAACGCAAACUGUAUACAGGGUUCCUUAUCCCCGAUCUCCUCCUUGUGAAGAAUCUUCGUGUAGUUACUUGUUUAUGCCUCAACACAGCUAUUGGCGGAAAGUGAGAUAGAAUAUAAUAUGAAUAUAAAAAGCGUCGUAUCAGCAUCAUGAUGAUAUUAUUUCUUUACUAUUUUUUGUAUAAAAAAAUUGAUUAACAUGAGUAAAAUGAAUAAAGAAUCUUAUAAGUAUGAGAACUUUCGGUUUUGCUAAUGAUUACGAGUGAGACUUCGAGUUCUUCUGAUUGGUACAAAGUUCGAACCCGGAUGAAAAAUAUUCGUGAAACAGAAUAUCUUUCUUCUCAUUGGCAUGAAAUGCAAUUAAUAUUUUCUCAAAUCUAUUAGUUCAAGUGACGUCGAAAGUUGGCAUACCUCGAAA